Molecule: messenger RNA, 2095 nt
Organism: Lineus longissimus
Lineage: Eukaryota; Metazoa; Nemertea; Pilidiophora; Heteronemertea; Lineidae
Product: D-beta-hydroxybutyrate dehydrogenase, mitochondrial-like
Exons: 7
Coding region: 118-1233 (371 amino acids)
Biological process (GO): steroid metabolic process
Cellular component (GO): intracellular membrane-bounded organelle
Molecular function (GO): oxidoreductase activity
Source: RefSeq, a predicted model, not a curated record
CCCCAAACCAAACUUGAAAACCACCGAUAGACGGUUGGUUUACACUUGCAAACCCCCAAUUUUCCGCUUAACGAAUCGUAAGCGAUAAGCAAGAGCUGGUGUAAAUGUAAUACAAGCAUGUCAGCCCAAAGACUUGUCGGUACAAUCUUCCUUAUUGUAGCUGCAGUCAUUUAUCGCUUCAAUGAAGAGAACAAAACAGCCUUGUUUAUCAUGUGGAUGUACAUUCUCUUUGGUGUGGCUGCGAUGAUCCAUUUCCAGCCCAAACAUCUCGAUUUGAAGGGGAAGGCAGUAUUUGUGACUGGCUGUGAUACAGGUCUAGGAUAUGAGCUUGCAAAAGCUUUAAAUAAACUUGGUUGCAUUGUGUUUGCUGGAUGCUUGAAGCCAAAUGGGCCAGGUGCCCAAAAGUUGAAAGCUUGCACAACCGACCAGUGUCAUAUUCUACAUCUUGAUGUUUCCAAUGAUGAAAGUGUUGAGAAGGUGAUUAAAGUCAUUAGGGAGAAAUCAGAUGGAGAAUUAUGGGCCGUUGUGAACAAUGCUGGUAUCAAUGCAUAUGGUGACACAGAGUUGUGUACGAUGGAUAUGUACCGAAAACAGACUGAUGUCAAUCUGUUUGGGACAAUCAGGGUGACUAAAGCUUGUCUCAAGAUGAUAAGGAAGGCUAAAGGCCGGAUAGUAAAUGUCACUGGUGUAAAAGGACUUGCAGGAUUUCCUCUUAGUAGUGCAUGCAGCGUCUCGGCAUAUGGUGUGGAGGCGUUUUCAGAUAUUCUUCGAGUCGAAAUGAAAAGAUGGGAAGUCCCAGUCGUAGUGGUAGAGCCAUCUAACUUUGAGGGUAGAACUAAUCUUCUAAAAAGUCCAACACAUGGGAAGGGUUUUGAAGAAGAAUUGACAAAUAUAUGGGAUGCCAUGGAUGAAGAACUUAGGGAAGAUUAUGGUAGAGAAUAUCUUGAUGCUUACAAAAAGGAUCUUGAAUCUCAAGCCACAAACACUCAUCCUGAUCUUGAUCCCGUCCUGAAGAAAAUAGUGGAGGCUGUAGCAGCACAGUUUCCAAGGGAACGUUAUUUGAUCGGAGCUAGUAGUGGAAUAUAUGAACUUUUUACAUUUGAUAUGUAUAAGGUCACUGCCAAGUUAAACCAAUGGUUACCAACUGAGAUAACAGACUUUAUCAUGGAGUAUAACUUCCUUAGUGCAUUACCCCUUCCAAAGGCUUUACAGAAAGAUAAGAAGAGGGACUGAAUUGACAAUAAGGAUUCCGAUGAUUGCAUUUUAAAGAUACACCAACGCAUUCCCCAAUAGUGGCGUGACCCCCAUAAUCAACAAUAUUGUAAACCCCUUAAUAUAGCUCAUUGUAUUUCUGAGAGGGUAGACCCAACUUAAUGAUUGUGUCUUUGAAAAAUGCAUCCAUUCCCAGAAAGAAGCCGGGGAAAAUCUGAAACGGAAGAAAAUAAAGGGGUUUACAGAAUCUGAAAUUGAUUGUAAGGAGGUAUAUGAAUGAAGUGUCAUUGAGAUAUCAUUGGUGCUGUCAGAUAUUCAGAAAAUAUUCUGUUAGUACUUUCUCCCAGGUCCCUCCCACUUGUUGUAACAUCAGUCAGCCGUGUUAGAUACCGGGUAAGCUUUAUUAAGAGAGGCAACAAUUAGAAUGUGGUAAAAUGAAUAACAAAAAUCUUCAGAAUGUACUUAUUGCUAUAUGGCUGUUGUAUUCAAGGAACCACGCUUACUUCAGUGUGCUUUUACUCUAGAAUAUUAUUCAUUUGAUGUGUUGUUGGUAAAUGUGUCAUGAUAGUUUGCUUUGGCAUUGAGAAAAAGGUUACUUCAAUGAAUGAAUUUGGUAGAGAACAACCAGGAAAUUUAGUUCUUUGUAUCCCCACCAGUAUCAAGUCUAUCAUCCGAAGAAACGUGUUUUUACCCAGGACUCGAACUCGGGCCAUUGGCGUACUCCAUUCCAAUCACAGUGCUUUCAGUAAUGGUCUCACCAAUGAAAUAGACAAGUAAGUCAUUGUGUUUUCAACUUUCCAGAGUUGUAAUUGAUUGUCACAUGGUGUAUGUUUGCAGUGUGUAAAUGGCAUUUAUUUAUAGAAUAAAAAUGUGUAUCAUUUUA